Messenger RNA from Anopheles coustani, 1437 nucleotides. Its product is annotated as N-acetylgalactosaminyltransferase 6-like. Gene Ontology annotation, cellular component: Golgi apparatus. The record is from RefSeq and is a predicted model, not a curated record. Lineage: Eukaryota; Metazoa; Arthropoda; Insecta; Diptera; Culicidae. The annotation marks the transcript as partial. The transcript has 2 exons.
UACAGGUGCCGUGAAAUCAGAUACUUCAAACAUUUGCCAUCGACCAGUGUCAUCAUACCCUUUUUCGACGAGCACUGGACCACUUUGCUACGGACCAUCUACAGUGUUUUAAACCGGUCUCCGGUCUCCAUACUCAGAGAGAUAAUUCUCGUCGAUGAUGGAAGUACGAAACCAUUUCUCAAAACACAGCUUGACGAUUAUAUAGAAAACCAUCAGUUGGACCGUGUUCAGGUCAUUCAUCUUCCGGAGCGCAAAGGACUUAUCACAGCUCGGUUAGAAGGAGCUAAAGUAGCUACAGGAGAUGUGCUCAUAUUUUUGGAUUCCCACAUCGAAACAAGUACCAACUGGCUGCCACCGUUGCUAGAACCCAUCGCUCAGGAUCAUCGCACCUGUACCUGUCCUUUCAUCGAUGUCAUUAAAGACGACACAUUUGAGUUCGUUCCACAGGAUGAAGGAGCUAGAGGAUCUUUUGAUUGGAACAUGCUGUACAAAAGGCUUCCGCUGCGUCCAGAAGACAUGAAAGAUCCAGUCAAACCCUUCCCAAGUCCAGUAAUGGCCGGUGGUUUGUUUGCGAUCAGCUCUGAUUUCUUUUGGGAACUCGGUGGUUACGACGAGGAACUGGAAAUAUGGGGUGCGGAGCAGUAUGAGCUAAGCUUCAAAAUAUGGAUGUGUGGUGGUCGAAUGGUAGAUGUACCCUGUUCCAGGGUAGGUCAUAUAUAUCGUAGUUACUCUCCGUUCCCCAAUGUCAAAACAUAUGAUUUUGUCGCCAGAAAUCACAAACGUGUUGCCGAAGUGUGGAUGGAUGAAUAUAAACAAUUUGUUUAUGGCAAAGAUCCCGUCAAGUACUCCGUCGACGCUGGAGAUGUCUCAAAGAUGAAGCGACUGCGUCAGAGACUGAAUUGCAAAUCAUUCCGUUGGUUCAUGGAGGAAGUAGCUCCAGACUUGGUGGAAUGGUAUCCUCCAAUCGAACCGGAAGAUUUUGCUUCGGGCGCCAUUCAAAGCCUUACAAACCUAGACCAGUGUUUCCAAGUUAAAGAAAUUAAUGGGCAAAAAAAAGUCAUGCUAUCAACGUGUGCUGUAAAUAAAACAGCUCCUGAAAUCAAUGAGCAGUACUUUCGUUUCACGUGGCGGCGCGAUAUCAGGGCAAUGCACACGUCAAGCUGCGUUGAUGUUUCCAAUCACCAUAGCGGUGCUGAGCUCCAACUAUUUCAAUGCCAUAACUUACAAGGCAAUCAAAUGUUCCGGUACGAUGUGAAUACGAAACAUAUCUAUGUCGGAAAAGAUGCCACUUACUGUUUGGAAGCCGAUCUCCACAACCAGAAGGUUAUACUAAAUUACUGUAGCGCAACCAUCGAAUUUCAACGUUGGAAAAUCGGCCAGAUUAAUCUGGAGCAUCUCAAGAACUGGAAACAACACGGAGCCAAAUUAAAAGAUUAG